UACGGAGGAGGAAAUAGCUGAUUUGGACUCUUAACGUCUUUGCGUUUCUAAAUUAUAAACUUGGUAGCUAAAUGUUUAUUUGAAGUUAAAAUGAAAGCAACAUACGCAACCUAUUUCGUAUAUUAUGUGUUGAUAUCGAGUGGUUUUGUGAAUGCGUUCGAACCAAUCUCAACCACAUUUGUGGUCGGUGCGGGAGUUGGUUUAGCAGCAGUGGGGCGGAAAAUUUACAAUUAUGUAUAUGAGAGUUGCAAUUCAAAAUGGAUUGCUUUUAAUUCAACAGGUUUGGAAGUGGCCCUAGAUCAGAAGCUGUUUGGUCAACAUGUUGCCUCCAGAGUCGUCCAGAAAGCUGUAACGGGUUUCAUGAACGAUAAAAACCCUAUAAAGCCCCUGGUGCUCUCUCUACAUGGCUGGAGUGGCACAGGGAAGAACUUAGUCAGCCAGUUGAUAGCUGAAAACAUCUACAAGAAGGGCAUGGCCAGCAAGUUUGUCCAUCUGUUUGUGACUUCUACUCACUUACUUCAUUCGAGUCAGCUUGAGAACUACAAGUCUCAGCUGCAGCAGUGGAUCAAAGGCAACGUCACCAACUGCCCACGUUCCAUGUUCAUCUUUGACGGGAUGCACCCUGGCCUAAUUGACUGUAUAAAGCCCUACCUGGGUUACUACGAAUAUCUGAAUGGGGUCUCAUACCGCCAAGCCAUCUUCAUCUUCCUCAGCAACACUGGAGUACAGCACAUAACACAGGUGGCCCUGGACUUCCGGAAAGCAGGUCGAGACCGAGAGGAGAUAAAGUUGCAUGACUUAGAACCAGCUCUCUCCCUGUCCUUGUUCAACAACAAGAAGAGUGGGUUGUGGCCCUCGAGUCUGAUGGACAGGAACCUAGUUGACUCCAUUGUCCCCUUCCUGCCUCUGGAGUACAGACACGUGCUGCUGUGUGUCAUGGCAGAUAUGUCUGCCAAGGGCCUGGAGCCCAACCAGGAUGUGGUCGACAAGAUGGCCAGAGACAUGGUCUAUUUCCCCAAGAGCGAGAAUAUCUUCUCCGUCAAGGGCUGCAAGACCAUCAACGCAAGGCUAGAUUACUUCACAUAGUGCAUGUUUGAGGCCAACUACGUUGCUGCCGGCGGCUGCAGACUGACCGAUCUAAUCAUAAUGAGUAGUAAUUUAGGAAGAAAGGUGGUUUGUAGGUCUGAUCAGUCGGUCUGCAGUUGCUGACGGUAAUGUAGACGAUCUCAGAGGGAACAGCUACUGUAUCUAUCUACCUCUUACUCUACUGUGUGCUCUUUCUUAAUGAGAACAUCUCCGCCAGUUGGAGUGAGGAAGUCCGUGACUGAUGACCCGCCCCUCAGGCCUCUCACCGUCAACACAACCAUGGAGAACAUCAACGGUCUUGUUCUGAUGGUGUCACUUCUCCCUGAAGAUGGAUUACUGAGAGGGAGGAGGGUGGAUUUAAGAAGAGAUACAAAAAUAUAUUUAAAACACUGAGGGUAAACGCUAUUCUUUUUAACCAAUCAAGGUGCUUGUUCCUGAUUUGUUUAUUCUGUAAAUGAUUAUCUCCAAAUAAUGAUUUCCUUUUUCAUGGAAUUCUGCUGCAC
Molecule: messenger RNA, 1589 nt
Organism: Salvelinus namaycush (lake trout)
Lineage: Eukaryota; Metazoa; Chordata; Actinopteri; Salmoniformes; Salmonidae
Product: torsin-1A-like
Exons: 5
Coding region: 91-1086 (331 amino acids)
Biological process (GO): nuclear membrane organization; protein localization to nucleus
Cellular component (GO): endoplasmic reticulum lumen; endoplasmic reticulum; nuclear envelope
Molecular function (GO): ATP hydrolysis activity; kinesin binding; ATP binding
Source: RefSeq, a predicted model, not a curated record